AUGUCAAUCGAGCCCAGCAUAGAAACCCUCUCCCCUCAAGACGCCCACGUUGCCAAUGAAUCGCACUCCGACCACGGCGACGUCGUCCGAGACAUCAUCAUCGGCUUCGCCGAUGGCCUCACAGUUCCAUUCGCCCUAACGGCUGGAUUAUCAAGUCUCGGCAGUUCAAAACUCGUCAUCGUCGGUGGCCUUGCAGAACUAUUCAGUGGAGCAAUAUCGAUGGGACUGGGUGCGUAUCUAGCUGCUGUUACUGAUAGAGAGCACUUCAAAAAUGAGGCCGCGCGUGAAAGAAGGGAGGUUGCAGAGAAACCGGGGGCGGAGAAGGAGGAGAUUUUUGAUAUUUUUGCGGAGUAUGGAAUUAGUAGGGAGGCGAGCCAGGGGGUGGUGGAUUCUUUGGUCACGAAUGAGGACAAUUGGAUUAGGUUCAUGAUGGCGUUUGAACUCAGACUCGAAGAGCCGAAUGUCUCUCGAGCAUGGAUCUCGGCUGCAACAAUGGGAUUAUCCUACUUUAUCGGCGGCCUCCUUCCAAUGAUCCCUUACUUCGCAAUGACCAACGUAACCCACGCCCUCUUCGUUUCCAUCGGAAUCACAUUCGUCAUACUUGUCGCUUUCGGCUUUACCAAGAACUACAUCAUGAUCAAGACUACUCGCUCGGGGCUAUGGGGCGCUGUGCAGACGUUGAUUGUUGGGACGUUGGCUGCAGGAACGAGUUAUGGUAUUGUUUAUGGUAUUGAUCAUAGCAAUAUUGCUUGA
This is a messenger RNA of Talaromyces amestolkiae, 753 nucleotides long. RefSeq lists its product as uncharacterized. The record is from RefSeq and is a predicted model, not a curated record. Gene Ontology annotation, cellular component: fungal-type vacuole membrane. Gene Ontology annotation, biological process: intracellular manganese ion homeostasis. The transcript has 3 exons. Gene Ontology annotation, molecular function: iron ion transmembrane transporter activity; manganese ion transmembrane transporter activity. Bases 1 to 753 code for a protein of 250 amino acids. NCBI's taxonomy places the organism in Eukaryota, Fungi, Ascomycota, Eurotiomycetes, Eurotiales, Trichocomaceae.